GAAUUUGACCCCACCACCCGACCAGCAUACAAUGACUACGACCGGCAAACCUUGAUGGGCUCGACUCUCGACUCUGCUCAAUGUGUCCCUUUAGAGGUCUUCAAUGACCAGGGCAAAGGGAGAGGAAUACGUUCGGCCGAAGCGAUCGAAGAAGGCAAAUGCAUCUUGAAGCUCACUCCAGCCAUCGCUGUGCUUGACGAUGCGCAUCUAAACAACACAUGUAGUGGUUGUUUUGCGUUGCCGUCAAAUCCAUUGGGUGGAACGACUGCCGGAAGUCUGCUAAGGUGUUCUGGAUGUCAGAUUGUGCGGUAUUGUUCGAAGAACUGUCAAAGGUCCGACUGGCCAAACCAUAAGCUUGAAUGUCCUGUUUUUCGCUCCCAACGCCCUCGGGUACUUCCGACUGCCGUGCGUGCGGUGAUGCGUAUCCUUCGUCUUCCGCGUGAUGGCGAAGUGUGGAACGGCUUCCAGGGCCUUAUGAGUCACAGAGAUGAGGUCAAGGAAGCCGGUGGACCAAAGGAAGAGAUGGUUACCCUGUUCAGUCGUGCAGCAAAGGAGUACUCAGAGGAGAACGAAUUGGAUAUCGCGUCGGUUGAAUCCAUAUUCUCUACGUUCAUCAGCAAUUGCCUGAGCCUACUCAUUGCCUCUUUCGAUGAAGUCGGGUUGACAGCGGAUCCUCUAGUGUGCCUCCUGAAUCAUUCAUGUUCACCCAACGCCGCCGUUGUGUUCGAGAACAAAGUCCUGACUAUCCGCUCCGUCCGAGCCAUUAGUCCGAAGGAGGAAAUUACCAUCAGUUACGUUAAUCACCUGCAGAGGCGGGAUAUACGCAGACGCGAAUUGAAGGAAAAGUGGUUCUUCUCAUGUGAAUGUGCAGCAUGUGCACGAGACGAGUCGGAAAAUGCAAGGGAUCCAAGGGAAUGCUUCACGUGCGCAAAUUGCAGAAAGCUUAUCCCACCACCAUUGAAGUCGGAGCAUUCAACCGAGAAGCUAGCGUGCCCGUCAUGUAACAAGGCUCAGAGGUUUUCAUGGGCUGAGCUUGAGAAAAAGGAAGAGAAAACCCUAGCGAUUUCGGAAGAUCGAAAGAUGCGAGCAAGGAGGACACCAUUACUCCCGCUCUAUUACCAUACCUUCAAUGUUGCUUUGAACGAACAGGAUUUCCUGGCAGCUUUUAGGCAUUCCAUUUACAUCCAUACAGCACUUCGUCUAAACUCUGAUAGAGGCACGGAUCUUGAUCCCGUGGCUGUCGUGCAGACCUUCGCGGCAGCGAAGCUCGCGUCAUACCUGGCGUCAGAACCUGAACAGCUUGUCGAUGUUAUCCAACAAUUAGACUUGCUGAAGCUUGCUUGGCUCCUUCUGGUUGAUGCAGACAUGGUUGUUGGAAUGACACAUGGUGACGGAAGUCGCUUUGCAAAGCAAGUUCGGGCUGUCAAGGAUGAGCAUAGGGUGAACUCGUUAGGACUUGACGGUGGUCGGUUCUGCGCUGAAUCGGAGCAAGUACUGAGAGGAGCGAAUGCGAGUGAGGAAGCGUUGGAGGAAGUCACCCGGGUGCAGGCAUUGGCGAGGGAAAUGGCGGCCCGAGUUUCCGCCGGACAUUGUGGAGGCGUGGAAUUAAAUACACACUUACCUGAUACCGUCUAUUUGAUCAGAUAA
Messenger RNA from Saitoella complicata NRRL Y-17804, 1647 nucleotides. Its product is annotated as SET domain-containing protein. NCBI's taxonomy places the organism in Eukaryota, Fungi, Ascomycota, Saitoellomycetes, Saitoellales, Saitoellaceae. The transcript has 6 exons. The coding region runs from base 55 to 1647 and encodes 530 amino acids. Gene Ontology annotation, cellular component: nucleus. The record is from RefSeq and is a predicted model, not a curated record. Gene Ontology annotation, molecular function: protein binding.